Messenger RNA from Paramecium sonneborni, 541 nucleotides. The record is from the annotation of a GenBank genome assembly. Lineage: Eukaryota; Ciliophora; Oligohymenophorea; Peniculida; Parameciidae.
AUGUGUAGAUAGAAUCAUACAAUAGCAGUUUAUUAUUUUGCAUUAGGAAUAAAGGAUUAUGAAUUUAUGUUAGGAAGAAGACCUUAUAAUAGAAGAUCAAGAUAAGAGAUUCGUGAUUAAAUUUUAACAAGAUAAGUAUAAAUAAAAAGAUCUGAAAUUCCUGAUGAUUGGUUAGUAGAAGCAGCAGAUUUUAUAAAUAAACUUAUUUAGAGAAAACCUGCAAAUAGAUUAGGAUUUAAAGGACCUGAGGAAGUUAAGAAUCAUCCAUGGCUUCGAAAUUAUCCUUGGCAAAAAUUAUUGAAUAAAGAAAUUGAAUCACCAUAUAUUCCAAAAGUAUAUUUUUAUUAGUAAGAAAAAAAUUGAUGCUAAUGUGGAAUAUCUGAAUUAAAUUAGUGAAGAUAAUGAUAGUUAAGAUGAAUUAAUUAAAGAGAAUAAGCUUUUACUAAAAAAGAAUUCAGUUUAACAUUUAUUUAGUGGCUAUAGUUAUGAAUAUGUCUCAAAAUACACAAAGAGUACAUUUAGUACUCUUUUUUUAGGAUGA